This is a messenger RNA of Rhipicephalus microplus (southern cattle tick), 2180 nucleotides long. RefSeq lists its product as uncharacterized. NCBI's taxonomy places the organism in Eukaryota, Metazoa, Arthropoda, Arachnida, Ixodida, Ixodidae. The record is from RefSeq and is a predicted model, not a curated record.
AAUUGCACGUCAGCUGUAUUCGUAAUGUAAAGUUCUGCAUUUCGAUUCCGUAUUAGCGUGUUAGCUCGUCGAAGGCCGUGCGAUUCGCCUCGUUAUAAGGCGUAGGUAGAGUAGGUGUUCUGUGGCGUAGAGCUAUUACAAAGCAAUGAACCUCGUCGAGUUCGAAGACGUGCUUCAGGGCGAGCUGGGACGAUACGUCAAGAUCGUUGGAUGUGUGGUGGGAUUUGAUGAUUACCAAUUCGAGGCCACUGUUGAAGAUUCCCGGCGAAACAGACUUCCAGUGCGCCUGCCCCCCAUAGAAACGAGCGUGAACCUUCAUAAAUUCCAGAUGUGCAUGUUCAAUGGCAUAACAGUGCGGAGAUAUGAAGGUGAAAAAGACGAGCGCUGUCUGCAAGUGCUCAACUUCACUCACAUUGACCACAGGCUCAACCUGAAAGAGUUUGAUGAGGUGCAGAGGCUCAGGAGAGAAGUGCUGGCCGAGUGUGUCGCCGUGAACUCCAAGGUCGCCAACAAAUUGUUUGCCGAUCUUUGUGACAAAGUUGACUUCAUGGUUGAGGAUUGGGACGAGUGUGUAGAAGUGGCCGUCCAGCACGCCGACAGGGACAAACCGCUUCCCGUAGACGAGGACCACGUUUCUUUGGAGGAGUUUGUCUACGAACAGUGCGACGAGCCUCGCCUGAACUGCCUCAGGCCCCUUCCCUUCAGGUAUGACGAUCUGGUGAGACAAGUGUUCAAGGCUGUUGGGGAGUACCGGUACACCUCGCUGUCGUUCAAGAGGUUUCUUGAAAGGUUUUGAACGGCUUGCGCCCUGACGCAGAAGUGUGUGUCGGCCUGAAAAUAUUUGUCUCUCGAGCAGCUGAUAUUGUUAGGAUGAUGACCACCGAUAUUUCAUCUUGAUGCUUAUCGUUUAGUUUUUGCUACCAUGUUUUUCCAGUUAAUUUUCUGUUCUCCAUUAACAAAUAGUUUACCAGUCAAUGGUACCUAGAUGGAAAAGCUUGAUUUACAGCUGGAUAAAUUAGCCCGUAAUCUUUCCAGAUGAAAAGACUUACAUUUAGACUAAUUACUUUGAAGUGGAUGCAUAUCUGAUUAAAACUUUGUCAGUUCCCAGCGGUAAUUUGGCCAUAGUCCAGCUGGAUACUCAUCCACUGCAAUAGGAGUUGUAAAGUGUACAGCUGUAAUAUUUAACCUGUAGUCUCUCCAGCUGGCGAAAAAAUUCAGUAAUUCAGCGGGAACGGAGCUUUUUACCUGGAAGGUUGUCGGGUUUAUCUGUAAUGAUUUAAAAGUUUGCCUCACAUGCUAUACGGACUAAAUAUGGUAUUUAACAACUGUUUUUCUUGCCAUGCCACAGGAAAUAAACUUGCAUUGUGGACUUGGAGCUAUGAAGUCGUACACUUGUCAUUGAUCAAAUCUCUCAAAAAAGAAUGUGCACUCAUUUGCUGAAAUUGGUUCUUACGAUUGUGCUUAUUGAAGCGAUAACGACGCUAGUUUGACAUGAUGUGUCACAAGAACCAGGAUGAUAGACAUCUGUUUCAAACGCGUUUGUAUGUAAUUUUUACUUAUUAUGUUAUUAUUUCCACACUUGCUUAUCUUUCGCAUGAAAAUAUAAAAUUUACCUACUAGUUCUGUUCAACGGUAGCCAUUGGUAAAUAAUGGAAGCAGUAUCGGCAUUCAUUACUGUUGCAUAGCAGCCAUUGAAAAACAAAAUUAAUAUUUCUUCCUUCACAUUUCCUGGCUGCUUUUUUUUGCUAAUUAUUAUAAAUAGCAAGCUUAUUAAUUGCAGUGUUUUGUAAUGUAAAUGUUUCUGGGGUCACAAUUAAUUUUUUUUUAGAAUGCACAUGUGUCAGUGGAUGCUUGUUCUGAUGCAUGUAUACUCUUAUAAUCAUUUUCUCUGUGUUGUUCAAAUAAUGAAGCGUAUUUUCUGACUGCUGUGGGCUUGAAUUAUAUAAGGUAUAUAAUUUGCUGAUAUAGCCCUUUAAUAAUUAACAUCUAAUUGAGUUCAUUAUUAAUUCUCCCCAUUUUUCAAUUGUGUGUAUGGUAGUGCCAGGUAAAUUUCAGAUACAUUUAUUUAAUUGAACAAUUGUCAUCAAUUGUGCUGCUAUCUACAAAUUGAUGUAUAAUACAUGUGUAUGUAUGUAAGAAGCUGGAAUUGUUUUUUUUAAAUAAAGUAUAAAAUGUUUUUA